UUAUAUUAAAAAAAAAUCUAUAGCAAUCUUCUAAAAAUCUAUUAAGCUCUAUAUCUACUAACUCUUUCUCUCUGAAUUGAUCUUAUUUUUCUUUAUCAUAGAGAGAGGAAAGCCAUCAUAGAGGAACUGAACACACCUUAGAGAAACUGAUGAUCACAAUUUUCAACAACUGAUAAAAAAUUUAGUGACUAGUUUUGGAAAGAAUUUUAAAAUCAAGAAAGAACUUGUGUAUCCAAUAUGUUCAGUGUAAUCAGUGUCGGAUAGUGUUAAACAAUUUUUCAAGUGCUCGAUCCAUGCAAGAAUCUUUCCAAUGAUCAUGCACUCUUCAAGAUACAUGUAUGCAAAACAUUCAUCUUGUACAUGUCUCAAUGAAUCCAGUUGAUGAAGUUUGGACGAUAUGUUCAAGGGGAAAGGAUUGCGUAUCGAAGUGAGAAGCUGCUUCGAGAAUGGGUUGCAAGAGUAGUGUUUUGGAAUACGUAGAGGAUACAGGGGAGAAAAAGAGAAAAGAAUCGGAUAUGGAGCAAGGAUUUCUAUUUGAAAAGACAGAGUACGAUAUUUUAAGGAGAAAAUCGUCGUUCGAGGAUGUUGACGAUGAAAAAAAUGCAGAUUAUUCAACGUUGAUAGGAUCCCAUGAUACUGAACCCCAUCCGUUAACGAACAGUAUUCCUAGUCUCAUAAAAAUAUUACUGGUCUUCCCCAAAGAUGAUCAACAAAUGGAUAUCCUUGCUACUACUUCGAGGCGUUUGGGAUGGAGCGUGUCAGUUGCAAAAGACGCGGAAAAAGCACUCGAAUUCUUCCAGGCUCGAGGCCACGAGUUAGUGAUCAUCGAUCAUCGGGGGCAUCGCGCUGCGGAAGCUGACAUUAUUUGUAGAGCAAUCAGGGCUAGUCCUUUAUAUUAUAAUUCCAUAAUUAUAGCUCUUGUAAAAAAAUCGUAUCUCAUGCAUAGCGAAAGUGAAAAAAUCGUAACAUUGGAUUUAAUGGAAAUAGGAUACACCAAAGUAAGUUUUUUUAAAAUAUCGUUGGAAGAUUUCGAUUCUGAUGAAAUUUUUCAUAUAUAUUUAUCUUGGGCUUAUUUUCAGACUUUAAUGGAAUGCGCUCACGAAAGAAUCUUAAUAAACGAAUUAGUAGGAAUUUAUACUAGCGGAAUAUUACCGAGGACACAACUGGUUGCUGCCAACAUGCUGUAUAUCGCUCUUGACAGAUGUCGUGAUAUGAUACAUGUGACGAACGAUAAAUAUAUUAUACAGUUUGCUAAUAAAAUUAGUGAAAAAUUAUUAGGCUACAGGAUUAAUGAACUUUGGGGCAAAAACAUUACAGAUUUAAUUUUGUAUGAUAAUUUUAUUCAAAUGGAGCAACAUAUAAUCAAAGGCCGAGAAUAUGAUGGGAAUUUGAACUGUAUUCGAAGAAACAAUCAAAUGAUAACGAUUAAUUGCAGGGUGAUACCUUUCGCCUAUUUCAAAAAACCGACUCAUUAUAUUUUCAUAUUCGAUACAACAUAUUUGUCAGAAAAUAUUCAGCCCCUGCUUCAGCCCACUCAUCCAAAAACUGUGGUUAUAACUCAAAAAAGAAUAUCUGAAAUCGAUUUCAAAGGAAUUCAAGAAGUUCGCAGACGGCUCAGUAAACGUGAUUUACAAACUUUGCAAUUAGAAGCACCCAUUACAAAAGUGAUCGGCCUCCUUACGGCCUCGAUUAAAGAAGAUACAUCGUCCGAGACGAAAGAACAAAUCGAGAAGGUAUCGCAUCAAUUAUGUCGUCCAUUUCUUUUCACCAAUUCUAUUUCCACAUAUAUAUAUUUCGUUUUUAAUAUGAAUCAAUUAAUUACAAUGCAGGCGAUUGAUAUUCUCAAAACUACCGAACUUUAUUCACCAGUUUUUAAAGAACAAGGUGAUCCAGCGGCCGAAUUCAUCGAGGCCUUAAUUACACCAAAAAAAUCAUGGGAUAUUAAGAAACCAUCUGUAGAAUCAAUUCGAGAAACUCCUUCGAAAACAUUAGCUGCCUCCACGCGUAUGCAGAUCAAAGGUUACAGGGGUCCUCAAGAAAUUGCAGAAAUUCUACAGAAGUGUUUGGAAUGGGAUUUCGAUAUAUUCAAAUUAGAAAUAUUAACGGAAAAAAGAGCGCUAUUAUUUUUGGGAAUGACUAUCAUGAAUCUGUUUCGCGUCCCAGCUAGACUUGGUUGUGAGGAAAAAAUUGUACAAAAUUGGUUAAUUGUAAUAGAAGCUAAUUAUGACAGUAUGAAUCGUUAUCAUAAUUCAACACAUGCUGCAGACGUAUUGCAAGCUACUGCUAUAUUCAUGCAAACGGAAAGGCUGAAACAGGUUUUGGAACCUUUAGACGAAGUCGCAGCUUUGAUUGCAGCUGCUGCUCACGAUAUUGAUCAUCCUGGUAGAUCGAGUCAAUUUCUAUGCAAUUCUGAUAACAAACUAGCGAUCCUUUACAACGAUUUGACCGUUCUUGAAUCACAUCAUGCAGCAUUAACAUUUAAAUUAUCGCUAUCAGACGAUAAUGUGAAUAUAUUUAAAAAUCUGGAAAGAGAUACUUAUAAACAGCUUCGCCAAAGUGUGAUAGACAUGAUUCUAGCCACCGAGAUGACGAAACAUUUUGAACAUCUUGCGAAAUUUAUGAAUGCCUUCAGCACAAGGAUUCCAGAGAUAUAUAUCGAAGGUACUCAGGAUAUAGAUGUAUCAACUGCGAUACUGCCAGAGAAUAUAAUAUUGGUGAAGAGAAUGAUAAUCAAAUGUGCGGACGUAUCGAAUCCUACUCGACCGUUGAAAUAUUGCGUCGAAUGGGCCAGACGAAUUGCAGAAGAGUAUUUUAGUCAAACUGACGAAGAAAAACAAUUGCAUCUUCCAGUAAUGAUGCCAAUGUUUGAUAGAAUAACAUGCUCGAUACCAAGAGCGCAAAUCGGUUUUAUCGAUUUCAUUAUCAACGACAUGGUCGAGGCAUGGGAUGUAUUCAUCAAUAUGCCGGAGAUAGUGGGAUUUAUGAGACAAAAUUACGAUAAAUGGAAAGAAUAUAACGAGAAAGGCAUAACAACUCUACAGGAUAUCGAAAAGAUACAAGAAGCAGUUCCUGAACUUAAAAUAUAUUCUAUGACCACAUGACCCAUGGAAAAAAAUCGCCUUUUUCAUUUGUCCGUCCCAAAACGCAAUAGUUUUGUGCAAGUGAUUUGUAAAAUAUUCAUAAUAUUUAAAAAAUAGAGAUAAAUAAAUACGUUGUACAGUUGAA
This is a messenger RNA of Apis dorsata (giant honeybee), 3225 nucleotides long. RefSeq names its product high affinity cAMP-specific and IBMX-insensitive 3',5'-cyclic phosphodiesterase 8 (gene Pde8). Gene Ontology annotation, molecular function: 3',5'-cyclic-nucleotide phosphodiesterase activity. Gene Ontology annotation, biological process: signal transduction; positive regulation of ERK1 and ERK2 cascade. The record is from RefSeq and is a predicted model, not a curated record. The coding region runs from base 447 to 3101 and encodes 884 amino acids. The transcript is spliced from 18 exons. Lineage: Eukaryota; Metazoa; Arthropoda; Insecta; Hymenoptera; Apidae.